AUGGAGAGCCGCAGGCGGGAUAUGGAGCUGCUGAGCAACAGCAUGGCCGCGUACGCGCACAUCCGAGCCAACCCCGAGAGCUUCGGGCUCUACUUCGUGCUGGGUGUCUGCUUUGGGCUGGUGCUGACCCUGUGCCUGCUGGUGCUGCGCCUCUCCUGCCGGCCCUCCGUGCGCCCCCCACCCCGCCCAAGGGACUUCAGCGAGGACGAGGAGGAGGACGAGGAGGAGGACGAGGAGGAGGAGGACACCGUUGACCGUGCAGCAUCCGAGUCCCUGCUGCCGGUGACCGAGAUCCCGCUGGACAGCCACGGCCCUGGGGACGGGGCGCUGGCCGUCAACGUCUUCGCCUCGGCGGAGGAGCUGGAGCGGGCGCAGCGGCUGGAGGAGCGCGAGCGCAUCAUCCGCGAGAUCUGGCGCAACGGGCAGCCCGACAUCCUGGGCACCGGCACCCUUGGCCGUGUCCACUACUACUGA
This is a messenger RNA of Haliaeetus leucocephalus (bald eagle), 474 nucleotides long. RefSeq names its product eva-1 homolog B (C. elegans) (gene EVA1B). Lineage: Eukaryota; Metazoa; Chordata; Aves; Accipitriformes; Accipitridae. The record is from RefSeq and is a predicted model, not a curated record. The coding region runs from base 1 to 474 and encodes 157 amino acids. The transcript is spliced from 2 exons.